CAAAUGUACAAACUUCCGGUUUGAAAAAACCUUGCAUUUUGUUGAGUUUUAGCUAAACUUGGAGCUAUUUGAGUAAUUCUUCUACAAAAUGGAUUGGCAAUUAACAUGUCGAGUGUGUUUAGAAUCUGGGGAUAUGGUUUCCCUCUUUGAUUGGGACGAAAACAAUGAACAACUUGGCGACAAGUACACCUACUGCUGCGGCAUCGAGGUGUCGAAAAAUGAUAGUUUGCCAACGCUAAUAUGCUUGCAUUGUGUCGAUCGACUGACUUUUGCUUAUCAAUUCAAGCAACAAUGCCUUUCUUCAAACGAUACGCUUAAGGAAUGUUUAGAGGAGUUCAAGAAGAGCUCUGAAGCUGUGUCAGGAGCUGCUUCGUCCAAAGGUGCUACAGAAACAGAAACUAUCACUAUAAAGCAAGAGAAUGGUUUGCUGCUACAAUAUGAGCUGCCAGUGGAACAUGACCCUCAAGGCCAGUGGACUCGGACUCUGGUCAAAACUCCAAACAGUGCAGUGGUCACUAAAGCCCCUGGCCCACGGAAGAGAGGCCGACCAAGGAAAUAUCCCAAUGAACAAGGACAGAUUGAACUGUCACCAUACCAACGGAAGAAGCCGAAAAAUCAAGAGAAAGAACAGGAAUCCUUAACCACACUCCUUGCAAGUGGUUCUUUGGAACUCAAACAGGAGCCGGUGGAUGCUGAGGAUGAUGCAUUUGGUCAAGAUGGUGAGCCCCAUCAAUAUCCUAUUGAGUUUGGAAGUACAGAAGAUGAUCCUGACUUUGAGCCAGCAGCUGACGAAGAACCUGAAUCAGAGCCGGAAACGAAAGAGGUGCAAACUCAUCCCCGAAAGCGUGGAAGACCAAGUAAAAACCAACAAUCGUAUAUAAAGCCUAAAACGGAAGAUGGUGAAGAUGUACUCCUCAAAGAGACAAUCCUGGCCUUCUCUGAACCUAUUCCUGAACAUAUCCUUAAACCGAAACCCAAGAAGAGGCAUCCGUCUAAGAAGAAAUAUGUUUAUGAGAAGACUCACACAUGUGAGACUUGCGGUGCUUCGUUCACAUCCAAUGCGUCGCUACAAGCGCAUAUACGACGACAUCUCGGUAUCAAACCAUUUGUGUGCAGCGUUUGCGGCUUCGCCUGCGUGUUGCGAGAAGCAUUGAAGCGUCACAUGCAACGUCAUACCGGGGAACGGCCGUACAAAUGCAGGAUUUGUGAUAGACGGUUCGGAGACUACGGUACUAGGCAGAAACAUGAGAGGUUACACAUGGGCGUGCGUCCUUACCAGUGCUCGCUCUGCGGCAAAUCGUUCACGUACUCCUAUGUGCUAGCCAACCAUAUGCUGACUCAUACAGGAGAGAAGAAAUAUUCUUGCGGUCCAUGCAACAAGAAGUUCACGAAGGCCCAUCACCUGAAGUAUCACAACAAGGUGCACCACAAGGAACUGUACAUGCAGCAGCAAAUGGAACUGGAAGCUAAGAAGAUGCGCCAGCAGAUCAACGUCACCGGCCUUUCCGGUGUUAUAUCAGGCCAGAUUGUGGAUGGAACAUUGCAACUCAUACAUGCUACAUCUGAAGAUGGAGGUGAAGAGACACAGAUGCAGGUUGUCGAGGAAGGUGAUGAAGGAGGCGAUGAUUCUGAGAAGGAGACUGACCGAGCCGUCGCCGGCAUGCAAGCUGUCGUGCUAGACGCAGAAUUUUGUAUGGACGAAGACGUUAAAGGUGAAUGAUUUUAAUAUGUAUAAAGAGUUUAUAGGUA
This is a messenger RNA of Spodoptera exigua (beet armyworm), 1749 nucleotides long. Lineage: Eukaryota; Metazoa; Arthropoda; Insecta; Lepidoptera; Noctuidae. The record is from the annotation of a GenBank genome assembly.